UCCUCUGGAUCUCAGCUCGCUCCCCAGGCUCAGCUCCUCUGUCUGGACAACAUGGAGCCUGGAGCUGGCCGAGUGCCGCUCCAGGUCCUGGGAGAGAAUGAGGCGCUGCAGCAGUUCUUCAAUGGUCAGGAUGUGCAUGGUGUGUUGGACAGUUCUGUAGCUGUGGAUACGAGCAUCCUGGAGCAUUACCUCAGCAAUGAAAUGGACCCCAACAGCUUCAUGCUUCCUGAGUCUCCUCCUGACUCCAGUUCGGAGGCCUGUUCUCCUGAACAGAUACCAGACUUCCACUAUGAGCCUCCGUAUUGGUCCAACCAGCAGACGAGCCAACAAGUGUUCCAGUCGACGCCCCGGUCCGCUGCCUCCUCGUCUUGUCGCUUUAAGGAUCAGGGCUCCACCGCCGUCCACCCUGAGCUGCUGACUCAUGAACAGCUCCACAAUCUGGGGCUCACUAACACUUACAUCAAGCCUGGGACCUCACCUGCCCCACCUCCUCCACCUGGCCCACCUCCUCCACCCCUGCACCAGCACAAUCACCACUCACCUGAACAUUACCUGACUCCAGAGAGCUGCUUGCAGGUUUACACCCCACCCACGCCUCCUUCACCACCCAUGCCUCCAUCUAACAGCUACACCAUGCCAUGUGCUGGGUCAGGCCUGGCUCCAGGUUUAGCUCCACCCUCUUCCACCUGUCUGCUGGGCUCCACCUCCACUCUACACAACUGCCCCUCAGAAAGUAAAAAGAGAAGAAGAUCUGAGUCUGAGGAGCCGUCAGUAGGAAUCAACAUGUCCUGCAGUGAAGGUGACGGGACUCGUGGAGGCGGCGGUCUGAGUCUGGGAUCCGCCCCGCUGCUGACCUGGGAACAUUACAGGCCAGAAGAGUGGAGCACUCCAUACGACGGCAGCUACCAAACACUAUCUCUUCCUGCCUAUCACGUAGAUACAGAUAAAGGCUUCAACUACUCUGCAGCAGACGAGGCUUUUGUUUGCCAGAAGAAGAACCACUUCCAGGUCACAGUUCACAUUGGCGUGGCAGCAGAGCCACAAUACAUCAGAACUCCGAGUGGGCCACAGGAGGUCGACCACUUCCAGAUAAAAGUAUUUGGGGUCAAGCUGGAUGCUCCCACUAAUCAGGUCACCAUCGAGCAGUCUCAGCCCGAUCGCAGCAAGAAACCUUUCCACCCUGUCAGGGUCAGUCUGCCCAGCGGCAAAAUCACCAAGGUGACGCUUGGCCGCCUGCACUUCAGCGAAACGACGGCCAACAACAUGAGGAAGAAAGGCAAACCCAACCCUGACCAGAGAUAUUUUCAGAUGGUGGUCGGCCUGUACGCUGCGGUGAAAGAAGGAACUUUCCUUUUGACAGCUCUGGUGUCCGAGAGAAUCAUCGUCAGGGCCUCAAACCCUGGUCAGUUUGAGACAGACGGCGACGCCCUGUGGCAGCGUGGGGCGAUGCAGGAUGGAGUGGUCUGUCAGGGCCGUGUGGGCAUCAACACAGACUCUCCUGACGAGGCGCUGGUCGUCUGCGGCAACGCCAAGGUGAUGGGUACCAUCAUACAGCCGUCAGACCGCCGAGCCAAGCAAAACAUACAAGAGGUCGACUCUGAACAGCAGCUGAAACGAAUCACUCAGAUGAGAAUCGUUGAGUUCGACUAUAAACCAGAGUUUGCCUCCACCAUGGGAAUAGACUCUCCCCACCAGACAGGUAUAUUAGCCCAGGAGGUGAAGGAGCUGCUGCCGUCAGCGGUGAAAGUAGUCGGAGACGUCACCUGUUCAGACGGAGAGAAGAUUAAUAACUUCCUCAUGGUGGACAAGGAGCAGAUCUUCAUGGAGAACGUUGGGGCGGUGCAGCACCUGUCGAAGCUCACCGACAAUCUGGAAACCCGAAUCAAAGAGCUGGAGGUGUGGAACACCCGACUGGCCAAGCUGAAGAGUCUGACGGGCAGCAUGCGCUCCACAGGGAAAUUACCCAGGAAACCCAGCAGUGUGUCGACAACGCAGAGUCCUGACACGUGUAAGACUGGGAAAGUUCAGAAGGAAGGCUGGAGUCAGAAGUACAACCACUGUAUGCAGCACAAAGCCUUCCAGGCCAGCGUUUUCACCCUUCUGGCCACCAUGGCUUUCUGUGUCAUUACUAUCACCGCACUCUAUCUACUGACUUUGGAGGAGAACGACUUUGAAAUCACUACUGGCAACAGUAAUGACAGCGUGCUUCCUCUGCAAACUACAGCGUGGAGCAGCACAGUCCCAUCAACCAGCCCACCUGGCUCCUGGCCCCCAGAUGUGGACUUUUGUGACCUGUUGUACUGUAGUGAGGUGUACUGCUGCUCUCCACCAGCAGGGGGCAGCACCACUCCCAACCUCACCUCCACUGAAUCAGCAGGAGCAGAGGAGUCUGAUCUUAGAGAUAAAAGGAAAAAAAUACUUAAAAAGCCUAAAAGAACCACAGACUGGACAAACACCACCAUGAAUUCUUUUAUGAUCAAAGAAAGUCAACAGCUCAUUGACAGCAGAUACUGUCUAAGAGAUGAGUGCGGGCAAGGUAGAUACACCUACAGAGUUCCUGUCAGCCAGUUUGUUCCACUCAACAUGAGGGUCACGCUGCUCAUGAAUUCUUCAGAGCUGCUGGUGGUCCAUCUGUGUAGUUUUGAUGAGUCGGCAGCCUGCUCUGCUCUGCUGGAUAUAAACACUGUGGCGGGGAGCAGAUACAUGUCAAACACACAGGGAGAACAUGAAUGGCCUCUCCAUGUGGCUCAUCUUUAUCAGAGCUCGUAUCACUUUCGCUCCACAGUGGCUGGUCAAGCAGACUGCACUACCGACCAUCACUACGCGGGAGCGCUCUUCACCGACUACCACUUCCACUUCUACCGACGCUGCACAGAAUAAUAAACACACCUUUACAGACACA
Messenger RNA from Scomber japonicus (chub mackerel), 2902 nucleotides. RefSeq names its product myelin regulatory factor-like protein. NCBI's taxonomy places the organism in Eukaryota, Metazoa, Chordata, Actinopteri, Scombriformes, Scombridae. Gene Ontology annotation, biological process: positive regulation of DNA-templated transcription; protein autoprocessing. Bases 52 to 2880 code for a protein of 942 amino acids. The transcript has 23 exons. Gene Ontology annotation, cellular component: nucleus; endoplasmic reticulum membrane. Gene Ontology annotation, molecular function: sequence-specific DNA binding; DNA-binding transcription factor activity. The record is from RefSeq and is a predicted model, not a curated record.